AUGGCGAAUACUACGGAUCGUCUCGGGUCGGUGGUCUCGUCCGAUGAAAUCUACCAGGAGCGAUGGUACUCCACGUUCAUCCAGAUCGCUAUUCCCUUCUUCCUGGCUGGCAUGGGCACCAUUUGCGCCGGUCUGUUGCUGGGCAAUGUCCAGGAUUGGAAGGUGUACCGUGAGAUAAACGAGCUCUUUGUGCUGGUUUCGGUUCUGGGAGGAUUGAAGGGAAAUCUGGACAUGUGUGUGGCGGCGAGAAUCUGCACCCAUUCCAAUCUGGGACAACUAUCGAAACGAAGUAAUGUGAUCCAGAUCGUAGUGGGUAACAUGGCCCUGGUCCAGUUACAGGCCAUCGUUUGCGCCGUAUUCCUGAGCAUUCUUACGACAUUGGUCCAUUUUGCGGUGCAGCAGGAUCAGGAGAGGUUCAAGCACUUCCCCAUCCUGACUACGUCGGCUUUGAUUACGUCCAGCAUUUCCUGCUUUGUCCUGGACUCGAUUCUGAUGAGUGUCGUGCUCUUCUCCCAGAGAUAUCGCUUCAAUCCGGAUUACAUGGCCACCCCCAUGGUGGCCUCCCUGGGCGAUGUGGUUACCAUUAGCAUGCUGUCCUUCACUGCCGCCACUAUGUAUGAGAUUCACCAGACCCAUUGGUGGGUCUGCAUCUGUCUGAUGGCCUUCUAUGUCUUCAUUAUGCUGCCAUUGUGGUUGGUUGUGGUCCUGCGGAACAGUUACGUUCGCCCGCUCCUCUUGUCCAGCUGGAUACCGGUGUUCGGAGCCCUGUGCAUCAGCGAGAUAGCCGGGAAUGUGCUCAGCUUCACCGUGGACGACUUCCGGGGAAUCGCUGUGUUCUCACCCAUCAUCAACGGGAUUGGCGGCAACCUGGUUUCAGUUCAGGCCAGCAACAUGGGCAGCAUCCUCUAUCAGCGCGCCACCCUCGGCGAAGUACCGGAGGACACGCGCACUUUGGAAUGGCCUCAUCGGGUGUUCUGUCGGGGAACAGUUUACUCCCGCGUGUCUCGCAUCCUCAUCGCCAUAUCCGUGCCGGGCAACGUGAUCCUCGUCUACGUGGCCGACUAUCUGUACGUCUCGUACGUAGCAGUGCGAUGGCCCUUUGUGGUUGGCUUUGUUAUCACCAGCCUGUGCCAGCUGCUCAUCCUGCUCUGGGUAGCCCACGUCCUGGUGCAUGUUCUUUGGCGGUGCAGGAUCGACCCAGACACGGCAGCGAUUCCCUAUCUCACAGCUCUGGGGGAUGCUCUGGGCACGAGCCUUCUGGCCAUCAUGUUCCAACUGCUGCGCUUGGCCCAGCAGGAGUAUCAGGCUAGGCAGCUGCCCUGGCUGAAGGUCAAUUACAACAGUCUGGUCGAGAAGCUUUGA
Molecule: messenger RNA, 1362 nt
Organism: Drosophila bipectinata
Lineage: Eukaryota; Metazoa; Arthropoda; Insecta; Diptera; Drosophilidae
Source: RefSeq, a predicted model, not a curated record